GACUGCGGCCAAAGACGGCAAAAAUAUAUUACACAAUAUAUUUUGCUUCGUCCGUCGUAUACAAGAGCGGAGAGAUUUUCCUAUACCCGUACGAAAAGGCGACUUGCGAAGAAGCGGGUGCUAGUGAAGUUGCAUUGAAAGAACAAUUUCUAGCUGCAAGGCGAUGUGAAAAGGUGAACACUACGUGAGAGCCCAACAAACUGAAGAGACAACAGGAGCAAUAAAACCAAAACUAGCAGCCCCAGUCUCUUCAUCAAAAAUUGGAUUUGCGGUUGCUGUGUAGGUUUUUUUUGCCGACUUUCUAAGAGGCUCAUGGACGACUCGUUUAUAGUACACCUCUGUUUGUGAUUGCGUUUACUGGGCGCAUCGGCUAAUAGUAGCUUGAAAAGAUUUUCUUUUGUUUUUUGUUUUCUUUUCCGAUAUUUCUGCAAGUUUGGAGUUAAGCAUCAAACUAAAUAACCCACGUCUAGCAGGUGCCCGAGGUUUAGAUUCUUCCAAUUGGAACACAGAAUAGCAUACGUUAACCAUGGCAGAUCAACAACAGUACUUCCUCAAGUGGAAUGACUUUCAAACCAAUAUGGUAACGUCGUUCCGGCAUCUUCGCAAUGAAAAAAGUUUCACAGACGUAACGCUGGCGUGCGAAGGACAGACUUGCAAGGCACACAAGAUGGUGCUAUCUGCGUGCAGCCCAUACUUCAAGUCACUGCUAGAGGAGAAUCCCUCGAAGCACCCGAUCAUCAUCCUGAAAGACGUUUCGUACAGUCAUCUGCAGGCGAUCCUAGAGUUCAUGUACGCCGGUGAGGUGAACGUGUCUCAAGAACAGUUGCCUACGUUUUUGAAAACUGCCGAUAGACUGAAAGUAAAGGGUCUGGCGGAGACCCCGACGAAUAUCAAGCGAGAGGGCUAAUAUGCGAUGCACCUUGUUGGGUUUUCCUUAUUAAAUUUUCUUCUCCCGGGCACGCUCGCUGAAUAGUUUCUAAUCAAUUUAUAUAUAGUCUCGUAAUACCAAUAUAUAAAACCAGGAAAACCGCAAGCCUAGAUACACCUCUAAUCAAACUGCAGACAAAUGCAUGCUGCAGUCAGUAAAUUAGUAGUUUUCGCAGGAAGACAGCGAGCGGCUCGAGAAUGGAGAAGAAAGGUACCAUAAGGUUAAAUUUUAUAAAAUCAAAUACUAUUGGGGAAGUAAUACAGCAUACACACAUGCAUACUAAACGAGAGAAAGAGAACGAGCGACCGUGCGUAUAGUAAGAAUAUUGAAGUUUAACAUUAAUUAUACAACAAACUGAUGGGAAAAUCAUCUUUUCCACGCUACUUCUUAGUUUUUAUUACUCUUAGUAAUGUCAAAUUCCAAACAAAAAGAACUAUUGAAGACAACAGCAAUUAUCUUCCUAAAUUUUAUUCAGUUGUUUGAUUGAUGUAAGAUGUGUCUUUUUCUAUUCUUUAUCGCCUGACUUGACAUGCGAGCAGAGAUCGGAAGUGCAGUUCUGUAGCUUUAGAGAAUUAUCAUUUGUAUUGGACUGGCACCAAUUUUCUUUUGGCCUGAAUUGAGCGUUUUUAGUAAUGUGUAAAUAUGGAAAGAGCGAGAGAAAUAGAAAGAAAGGUGGACAGAGUUAUAGAGGCCUGGAGAUAGUGUUGGUCAGUAUUGGCCCUGAAGGGUAGCUCUUGCCCGUAUAGAUGGGAAGAGUUUACGACAAGAAAAAAUAACUUUGCAGAAUAUAUACUAAAGAAAGGAUCAAUUUUAAAAUAGGAAAUAUACAUUACUUGAAAGUGGAAGAAUAUCUUCUCGAGUUUAAUACUUUUAAUCUAUUUUCCUGUAAAAUCGUCUGAUUGCAAAAAAACUUCACUGAAGCAUGAUUUUCUCCUUCUACUUUGAGCUAUCUCAAUUGAUAAUGGUUUAGACUUGUACCGCUAUUAUUAUAUUUUUUGUUAGCACAAUUGUAUUUGAUGAGACAGUACAUUUUGUAGGAAUUCCAAAAAAACAAA
Topomyia yanbarensis is the source of this 1983-nucleotide messenger RNA. RefSeq names its product longitudinals lacking protein-like (gene lolal). Gene Ontology annotation, cellular component: nucleus; U2-type spliceosomal complex; RES complex. NCBI's taxonomy places the organism in Eukaryota, Metazoa, Arthropoda, Insecta, Diptera, Culicidae. Gene Ontology annotation, biological process: mRNA splicing, via spliceosome; regulation of transcription by RNA polymerase II. Gene Ontology annotation, molecular function: protein binding; RNA binding. The record is from RefSeq and is a predicted model, not a curated record. The transcript has 4 exons. Bases 527 to 907 code for a protein of 126 amino acids.